GCGGGAUCAUUGCUUAACGGCCCCCCCUGGUUUAUGGCCGGAUUAUCUAGGGCCAGUCGCGCUGGGUGACCCCUGGGGCUGGUGACCCAGACCCAUUGGUUGUCGCGCUUAAAACGGUUAGUGCGCGAUCCGCUCGAGGUAGUGCAGUUAGGAACUCCAAUCGCAAUGGUUCUCUGGCUGGGGAUCUGUCUUCUAGUCAUCGCUCUGUCCCUCUAUCUGCUGUACGCGUUCGAGCGCCAUUCGAGGAUCGAUCGCCUCACCAAUACUUGGCCGGCUCCGCCCUCCCUGCCCAUAAUCGGCCACCUGCACAUUCUGGCUCAGCUUGUCGGGCCGCAUCCCUUCCGCAAGGCCUCGGAGCUUGUGAACACCCAUCUGAAGGAUCAUCGGGGCAAGCUAUGGCUGGGCACAAAGCUCUAUCUGGUCGACUGCAACCCUAAGGAUAUCCAGGCCCUGAGCAGUGCCCAGCAGAUGCUGCAGAAGACCACCGACUACAAGGUGUUCGAGAACUGGCUCUGCGAGGGCAUCUUCACCGCCGACUACGACAAGUGGGUGCACCGUCGCAAAACCGUCGCGCCUGCCUUCAACCACACGAUGAUCAAGCAAUUCAUGGAGGUCUUCGAGCGGCAGUCCCGCAUCCUUUUGCCCCGCGUCGCCGAGUAUGCAGAGUCCGGUAAGCCCCUGGACUUCCUGCAUAUGAUCAGCUGCUAUACCCUGGACGUGAUCUGUGAGACGGCGCUGGGGGUAUCUGUGGAUGCUCAGUCGGGCAAGAGAUCGUCAUACCUUGAAGCGGUUAGGGAGAUCCUGCACGUCAUUGACUAUCGCUUGAAGAACAUCUUCUACCGCAUCUCGUUCAUCUAUCGCAGGACCUCUCUGUUCAAGCGUGAGAAGGAGCUGCUGAAGACACUCCACGGCUUCACCGAGGGCAUUGUCCGGGAGCGCCAGCACCAGUUCAAUCUGGAUGAGGUGAAUCGGAAUACAAUGAGCAGUAAGGACGCCGAGAUGGACCAGCGACCGGUUCUCUCGUUUCUGGACACGCUGCUGCAGGCCAAGACGCCCGAGGGUCUGUCGCUGACGGUAAAGGAACUUCGCGAAGAGGUGGACACAAUUAUCUUCGGGGGCUUCGAUCUGACGGCUACUGUCCUGAAGUUCUUCAUGUACAACAUGACGCUGCACACGAACUACCAGCAGCAGUGCCGCGAAGAGAUCUGGCAGAUAUGUGGCAAGGACACCAGUGAACCCAUCACCAUAGAGCAGGUCCGUCAAAUGGAGUUCCUCGAGUGGUGCUUGAAGGAAACGUUGCGACUGUAUCCCCCGGCUCCGCUGCUGACACGCAAGGCCACGGCCAAUUGUCAGAUCAAUGAUUUCUUCAUACCCAAGGGCCACGACGUUGUCAUUUCGCCCAUGUACAUGGGUCGCUGCAAGGAUUUCUUUCCCGAUCCUCUGGUCUUUAAGCCCGAUCGCUGGGCCCGCGACGCCGAGCACAAGAUCGAGGCCACCACUUACAUACCCUUCUUGACGGGGGCCCGCAACUGUAUAGGCCAGCGCUAUGCCAUGGUCAUGAUCAAGCUGGUAAUGGCCCACCUGCUGAGAAGUUACCUGUUUGAGCCGCUUGGGGAGCGGCAGGUGAAGAUGAAGCUCAGUUUUGUGGUCACCCUGCACACGGUGGAACCCUACUACUGCCGCGUAAGGGCCAUUGAGUAAGGCUAUCGAAUCAACCGAUUCUCCCUUGUUCUUCUUGGAAUAUAACUUAGUAUAUAGUUAACAAAAUGGAGUCUUUCAUCCUUUUCCAAGGGUCUGCUGCAAGUUGUAACCUCGAUUGAGGUUUUCUAUUGGUGUAAAGUAUUAUCCAUAGUAAUUCAAUUCAUUAAAGUAAAUUGUUAAAUGUU
This is a messenger RNA of Drosophila obscura, 1886 nucleotides long. It is a transcript of the gene Cyp312a1, whose product is annotated as probable cytochrome P450 312a1. The coding region runs from base 166 to 1701 and encodes 511 amino acids. The transcript has 3 exons. Gene Ontology annotation, molecular function: monooxygenase activity; heme binding; iron ion binding. The record is from RefSeq and is a predicted model, not a curated record. Lineage: Eukaryota; Metazoa; Arthropoda; Insecta; Diptera; Drosophilidae.